Molecule: messenger RNA, 1084 nt
Organism: Lactuca saligna
Lineage: Eukaryota; Viridiplantae; Streptophyta; Magnoliopsida; Asterales; Asteraceae
Source: the annotation of a GenBank genome assembly
UUAACGGGUCUACGUUUGGGAAACAUUUGACAGGAGCAGUUAGUACAUGGGGUGAAACUGAACACAAAAUAACCUGCGGGUGGUAUAUAAACGGCAGCAAUAUCCUCUCGCAGCUUCUUCUCUCUGAGUCGAUCGCCCAAUUUCCCAAUUCUUGCUCUACGGGGUUUCCGUCAAGCCCUUCACAUAUCUGCUUGGCGACGUGUUUCCUCAUCGACAAUUUAUCCCGAAAAAUCCCUAAUCGAACGAGAACUUUUUCGAUUCCAUAAAAGGUCAGUAUCAAGAUGUUCUCAUUGAGUGCAAGCUUGAUUCCAAGCUCCACCACCCAGCUAGUGAGAUCAGAAGUACAUAAAGGAGGACAAAUCAAGCCUAAUGGUCAUUGUUUGUUGCCUCCUAAACCACUUAGCAUUCAGCCUGCAACAUUUGGAAGACAAACACAAAUUUCACAAUUAAAAUCUGCUGCUUUUAUCUGUGCUUCAGCUUUGAAUGCUAGAUGUGGUGCAGAGCAGACUCAAACAGUCACACGUCAAUCAUCAACAAUCACCAUUGCUCCUGUUCAAGGGAAAGAGAAGUCUCCGGAUCUUGAUGACGGAGGGACUGGAUUUCCUCCACGUGAUGAUGAUGGUGGUGGUGGUGGUGGAGGUGGAGGAGGUGGGUGGUCCGGCGGGUUUUUCUUUUUUGGGUUCCUGGCUUUUCUAGGGUUCUUGAAAGAUCAAGAAAAGGAAGGUGCCUAUGGGGAUGAUAGGUGAAGAUUGCAUAAGAUAUGUGACUAGAUAGUUUCCAUUAAAGGAAUAUAUUUUAUUUGUGAAUUUUAAGGAAAUAUCAAAGGCACGUUGUAUGAAUAAUUUACCCUUUAGCAUUGCCAUUCAUUACUUUUUUUAUUUUUUUUGUAUUGCUUUUGGUUGGAGGGUAGUAAAAUUGAGAAUGGAAUAGAAUGGAGGAUUACAUUGGAGUGGGUCUUAUAAAUUUGGUUGCAAUCUAGGAAUGGAAUGAGUGAUUCCUUAUGGAAUGAGAGGCUGCAUCAGGAAAACAACUUGCUUCAUUUCAUUUUUAUGGGGUUAGAAUAAAACAAAACACUCAAGUCGUA